UACCCUCUGGCGGGAAGAAGAUUCGGGAGAAUGGAGGUGCAGGCCAGUGGAGAGAGCGCUGGGGAAGGCGGGCUACAGGAUCCUGCUCCUGCCCCCAGCAAGGCCUCGGGCAGCACCGGCCACUACGAGCUGCCGUGGGUUGAAAAAUACAGGCCAAUAAAGCUGAACGAAAUUGUUGGAAAUGAGGACACCGUGAGCAGGCUGGAGGUCUUUGCAAGAGAAGGGAACGUGCCCAAUAUCAUCAUUGCUGGGCCCCCUGGAACUGGCAAAACCACCAGCAUCCUGUGCUUGGCACGAGCCCUCCUGGGCCCCGCGCUGAAGGAUGCGGUUCUGGAGCUCAACGCGUCCAAUGACAGGGGCAUCGAUGUUGUACGGAAUAAAAUAAAGAUGUUUGCCCAGCAGAAAGUGACGCUUCCCAGGGGCCGGCACAAGAUCAUCAUCCUUGACGAGGCCGACAGCAUGACGGAUGGCGCGCAGCAGGCCCUACGGAGGACCAUGGAGAUCUACUCCAAGACCACCCGCUUCGCACUGGCCUGCAACGCCUCGGACAAGAUCAUAGAGCCCAUCCAGUCCCGCUGCGCCGUGUUGCGCUAUACCAAGCUCACCGACGCGCAGGUCCUCGCGCGGCUCCUGAGAGUCAUCGAGAAGGAAGCUGUGCCCUACACGGAUGACGGCCUGGAAGCCAUCAUCUUCACGGCGCAGGGCGACAUGCGGCAGGCGCUGAACAGCCUGCAAUCCACCUUCUCUGGCUUUGGCUUCAUCAACAGCGAGAACGUGUUCAAGGUCUGUGAUGAGCCACACCCCCUGCUGGUGAAGGAGAUGAUCCAGCACUGUGUGAGCGCCAACAUCGACGAGGCCUACAAGAUCCUCGCCCACCUGUGGCACUUGGGCUACGCGCCAGAGGACAUCAUCGGCAACAUGUUCCGCGUGUGCAAGACUUUCCAGAUGGCCGAGUACCUAAAGCUGGAGUUCAUUAAGGAGAUCGGCUACACGCACAUGCGCGUGGCGGAAGGCGUGAACUCCCUUCUGCAGAUGGCGGGGCUGCUGGCCAGGUUGUGUCAGAAGACAAUGGCGCCGGUGGCCAGUUAGAGUGGGGACGUCGCCAGCACACCCUGAGGAGCCCUCACCCCAGAGCCGGAGAGCUGCAGGCUCCAGUGGGGGUGCGUCCAGCUUUCAGUUCUGCUGUGUCCAGGCAUGUGGCACAUCCUGUUGUGCGCGUGUCUGGGGGACCUGGUGACAUGAUGGGUGGCACAGCCAGGUGCAGGUGCUAUUCACAUUGGGGCAAUAAAGCUGGACCGUGUUUGUCCUGCAGCGUUUGACAUUGCCAGGUUUC
Octodon degus (degu) is the source of this 1333-nucleotide messenger RNA. It is a transcript of the gene Rfc2, whose product is annotated as replication factor C subunit 2. Gene Ontology annotation, cellular component: DNA replication factor C complex; nucleus. NCBI's taxonomy places the organism in Eukaryota, Metazoa, Chordata, Mammalia, Rodentia, Octodontidae. The record is from RefSeq and is a predicted model, not a curated record. The transcript is spliced from 11 exons. Gene Ontology annotation, biological process: DNA repair; DNA-templated DNA replication. Bases 31 to 1089 code for a protein of 352 amino acids. Gene Ontology annotation, molecular function: ATP hydrolysis activity; ATP binding; DNA binding.